Messenger RNA from Meloidogyne enterolobii, 1114 nucleotides. Lineage: Eukaryota; Metazoa; Nematoda; Chromadorea; Rhabditida; Meloidogynidae. The record is from the annotation of a GenBank genome assembly.
GAUUAAGUUAGUGAUGGCCAAUAAACUUAUCCUCGUCCCCGAGGAUUUAUACAGAGGUCUUACGUCAUCAAUUACUUCGACAGGAGAACCUAAUCUCGAUUUAGUUAAACGUGAAUUAGACAAUGUUAGAAGAAGAAGAGACAGUAAAGGAGUCAAAAAUGCAAAUUACAACCAGGAAUUGAGGAGAUAUCUCAACUUAAGAAACGAAAGGGAAAAUAGACCAGUUAAAGUUGAAGUUGUUGAUAAAUCUAAAGGUAUCUUUUUACCAAAAACUAAUUCGCGACCGGCAACCUAUAUAGCUAGUGGAGAUGAUGAUUUUGGAAAUGAUGAUGAUAAUGACUUCUGGAUGAGUGAUGAUUUUUCUUUUACAAAACAACGACCUAAAUAUUCCCCAUUAAUUUCACCACCACCACCUCCUAUCCCACCUCAUGGGAGAAACAUUAAAAUUAAACCUCCAUCCCCACCACCAGUUCCACCUCGUGAUUGGGUCAAAAAAGUAAGGACACCUUUGAUCUUCAAUCGAAAUCCUAAAAGAAAAAGAGAGGAAGAGAAUUCCCUGGAAGAAAGAAAAUUAAUAAAAACUAAAAAAGAACCUAAUAAUGAAAUUAUGGAAGAGAUUGAGAAAAGGAAUAUCAGAAAAUUAAAAAAUAAACUAAAAAAAGAAAGGGAAGAUAAUCGUUAUUUAGAAAGCUUUAGAGAGAGGAAAGAAAAGAAAAGACAACACAUAAUAAGGAAGCAAGAUAUUAAAAAAUCGAGAGUACCUUAUAUGCCUAGUGAUCUUAUAAAUAGAUCAAUAAAAAGUGAACAUAUCAACGAAUCAUUAAAUGCUCCGCUUAUUUCCCAACCUCAUGAUGCAAUAGGUAAAGUAAAAACCCCAAUAAUUAAAAGAGAAAUAAGGGAAGAAAUACCGGAGGAAAAGAGAAGAAUCGAAAAAAGAAAAUUACACUAUACUGAAGAAGGAUAUCCGGACGUCCCAGUGAAGAAACGAAAACUUAGAAUCAUUAAUAAUUGGGCACAAAGAAGACCAUCAAAAGCUAAUAUUCAGCGAAAGAUCUGGGCUCAGAGAAAACCAACGCAGUCAGAUAUUAAUAGAUUUAAACCAGGUCUUUGGUAA